AUGAGUAUCCCUUUGCUGGUACCCCAAUGGCCGGCCACUCUAGUAGAGCCAUCGAACGAAGAGGUCUCCGCCAUUCAAGAGGAAGAAACAUGGAUGACUCCCUUAGUCCGGUAUCUGGAGGAUGACAUACUCCCAGAAGACCGCAAUGAGAGCAGGAAAAUUAAGAAGAAAGCCGCUAGAUACUGCCUCUCUCAGGGAAAGCUAUAUCGCAGGUCAUUCUCUGGCCCAUACCUGAGAUGCCUCACACCCCGUGAAGCAGCUAGGAUCCUGGUGGAACUACACGAGGGAGAUUAUGGGUCUCACUCCAGCGGAAGAAGCCUAGUGUUGAGAGCUAAAAGAAUGGGGUACUACUGUCCCACGAUGGCCGAGGAUGCUAAUCAAAAGGCUAAACUCUGCGACAAAUGCCAAAGACAUGCUCCAGUUUCUAAACUACCUCCAGAGUAUCUCAAGUCCAUAAGCUCACCCUGGCCUUUCAGGAAAUGGGGCAUGGACAUAGUGGGGAAGUUUCCCAUGGAGCCGGGGCAGAAGGUCUUCCUCCUAAUUGUAACCGACUAUUUCUCGAAAUGGGCAAAGCAGAAGCACUCAGCAAGAUAA
Molecule: messenger RNA, 594 nt
Organism: Brassica rapa (field mustard)
Lineage: Eukaryota; Viridiplantae; Streptophyta; Magnoliopsida; Brassicales; Brassicaceae
Molecular function (GO): nucleic acid binding
Source: RefSeq, a predicted model, not a curated record